CUCUGCCUAUUCUCGGGGGAUGCAUUUUGACACCCCGCAACGGCAGCAGCCAAAGGGACACACACACUCACUCCUCCUCCUCUUCUCACACUCCUCUCGCCACCGAACUCGGCGGCCAGGCAAACAGUCUUGUCGUACCUUCAGUUCGAUCCACGGUGCAGCCUCACCUCUGCAGGGUCUCCAACAUCAUCUCCAAAACUGGCCACCAACUGAUGCCCUUUUCGUGAACAACGCACGCUCUCUCUCCUUCCGCUGAUUUUAUCCAAACUCAAAGGUUCCAAUGCAACCUUUCGUGAUGGCGGGCAGCGAGUCUCCGACGUCCGCCGCGACAACCUGGGAGCAAUCGACAGCGUCCUCCGAGAAUGUGUCUCCUUCAGUGAAAAACGGUGGCAGUUUGUUGAACUUCUCAAUCGCCAAGAUCAUGGAGCCGGGCUCCUUUCAACCUGCAACCAACGCCAAGAAGCAGCGGACCCUGUCUCCACCCUCAAGCCCCACAUUCGUAGGAAACUCGCCUCUGGACACGUCGGCCUUCAAAAAGUACGUUCCCCGCGCUGCCCAGCAAUUACUAAAUUGUCCAGCAGCUUUGCUUUAUUACCAUCCGGCUGCGGCGGCAGCAGCAGCGGCUAACGGGGCUCUCUUGGGGCGGCGGCACCAACUCGGAGGUCACUCGGCCUCUGACCUGUCGACCUUUGACCUACUCAGGCUGUACAACACCCCUCCCUCGGCUGCAGUGCCUGCACCUGGCUUGCCUCAGCAGACAGCGGCGCCGCCGGUAGCUAAGGAGGCGAAACUGACAAGCAAACGACCUUUGCACAAAUCGGCCACCGGUGGCAGCACUAGCAGUGCGAGUGCGAACAACAACAAUAACAAGCAAAAGAGUUUCACGUGCCCUGAGUGCGGAAAGGUGUUCAACGCGCACUACAACCUGACGAGACAUAUGCCUGUGCAUACCGGUGCCAGACCCUUUGUGUGCAAAAUCUGCGGCAAGGGUUUCAGGCAGGCCUCAACCCUGUGCCGACACAAAAUUAUCCACACCUCCGAGAAGCCGCACAAGUGCAACGUUUGCGGCAAGGCUUUCAACCGCAGCUCGACCCUGAACACGCACGCACGAAUCCACGCAGGGUACAAACCCUUCGUGUGCGAGUACUGCGGCAAAGGGUUCCACCAGAAGGGCAACUACAAGAAUCACAAGUUGACGCACAGCGGCGAAAAGGCAUUCAAAUGCAGCAUCUGCAACAAGGCCUUCCACCAGAUAUACAACCUCACCUUCCACAUGCACACGCACAACGACAAGAAGCCGUUCACCUGCAAGGUCUGCGGAAAGGGUUUCUGCCGCAACUUCGACCUGAAGAAGCACAUGCGCAAGUUACAUGACAGUUCACCCAAUGCACACCGUCUGGCCCGCAGGUCACGAAGCCCUCAAGAUCUGGUGGUCAGCUCUUCCUCCUCCCCGACCUCUUCUGCGGGUCGACUCUCCUCCCCAGGAUAUCACCACCACCCUGACGUGGCUCCCGGCUCGUCUAGCUCAGCAGCCGCUGCCUUCCUAGCGCCCUUUCUUCUUCCCCCACACCACCCCUCCAUGGCCACCUCCGUCGUCGGACCCUACAAGGUGCCACUCUUAUGACUCGAGGCCAACAACUACCUCGCGAGCAACAACAGACUGCAGAUCACCUAAAUGUGUGUGCGUCUGAUUAGGUGAAGGAUAGACAAAAAAAGAAACAGUUAGAACUGCCACCAAUGAUGUAUGUGUUUUUUAACCUUAGCGAGUUUGAUAAUCAAAAUUGCAAGGAAAUUUCAUGCAAAUUCACUCUCAAUGGUUAUAAAACUGAAUAAUUUGUGAAAAAAUUGACGAAAUUUUAAAUUAAAUUGGGGCUAUUCGUUAAUAGAUUUAAACCUAUUAAUUAAAUCGCUAAGUUUUCUUUUAAAACAACUUUAAUUUUCAGUACAUGUUCCACGUUAGGGAAAAUAUUUCACAUAUAGCCCUUGAGAGUGAAUACAUUUUUCAGAAAGUUUUUAAAAUAUGUAUAACGAUCCUUAUGCCCACGAUAGAUCUCACAAGUCAUUUUAAAUCCACAAAACCGCGUUCCUGUUGAUGCUUUUCCCGAGGACGAAUUGAGCGAGCGGAAAAGGGCCAAGCGUGCAAUAUGUAAAAAGGCGGCGAGAGCAGAGUAUUGAAUUUUUAUGAGGCGCGCAAUAUGGAUGUGCGCGGCUGACGCGUUGGUAGCCAAUAGCUGCGGGUCGACGGGCCCAGGCAGGUCAAACGAGGGUGCUCCAAUCAUAACCAAUUCGCGCCAUCUUGCGCAUUCUUCCUCCGGCAGUAGGAGAGAUCAAUGCUCCUCUCUCACCCGACUUUUCGCCCCUCCGACGUGAUUCUGCCCGAUUCUCAUCGUAGCUUUUUACCAUUUAAUAUACAUGCAUAUAUAUUAUAUACUUCAUGUGAUAAUAUCGAUUAGUGCGCAGCUGGGAAAGAGAGGGAGGCGCGUUUUUCAUUUGCCAUCCGCCUCAAAAAAGUCACACGAAAGACCAAUUUUCUAAUUGUUUUUUUGUGAAAGAAAAAUAUAUGCAUUCUUUUUGGUAUAAGAAAUUUAAAAGAGAACCACACAUAAAUCACCCUAUGCGUGUGUGCUGUGCUAGAACUAUAAAAAUAGGCACUUUUGAAAUUUUGAGGGACACUAGUGCAAAAUUUGGAAUUCGCGUAGAUGAUUUGUAAAAACUUAAGCAUAAAAGAAAAUUGUUUAUCACCCUGUAUGUUGUAAAAAUAAAUGUCUAGAGA
This is a messenger RNA of Neocloeon triangulifer, 2773 nucleotides long. Its product is annotated as fez family zinc finger protein erm. The coding region runs from base 281 to 1624 and encodes 447 amino acids. The transcript has 2 exons. Lineage: Eukaryota; Metazoa; Arthropoda; Insecta; Ephemeroptera; Baetidae. Gene Ontology annotation, cellular component: nucleus. The record is from RefSeq and is a predicted model, not a curated record.